This is a messenger RNA of Orycteropus afer afer, 1197 nucleotides long. RefSeq names its product HSPA (Hsp70) binding protein 1 (gene HSPBP1). The record is from RefSeq and is a predicted model, not a curated record. Lineage: Eukaryota; Metazoa; Chordata; Mammalia; Tubulidentata; Orycteropodidae.
AUGGGGGGCCACGGAGCACCCCCAAAACGCCACCUCCUCAGCAGACCCCCAGGAGUCGACCGGUCAGGACGCCCGAGCUGCCUCAGCGGACACCCCUCCCCAACACUUCGUGCCCUACCUCUUCACCUGCAGCCCAUGGCGAAUCAAGGCUCGGGGGGCGGCCGCCUCCCCCUGGCGCUGCCCCCCGCUUCCCAGAGUUGCUCCACGGGGGCCGGCGGCUCUUCGGCCGGGGGCUCGGGCAACAAUCCUCUGCCCCCACGCAGCCUCCAAGGUCUGCUGCAGAUGGCCAUCACGGCGGGCUCCGAGGAGCCGGACCCCCCUCCGGAACCUAUGAGCGAGGAGAGGCGGCAGUGGCUGCAGGAAGCCAUGUCGGCUGCCUUCCGGGGCCAGCGGGAGGAGGUGGAGCAGAUGAAGGGCUGCCUACGGGUGCUGUCCCAGCCCACACCCCCUGCGGCCGGCGAGGCCGAUCUGGUGACCGACCAGCAAGAGCGCGAGGGCGCCUUGGAGCUGCUGGCCGACCUGUGUGAGAACAUGGACAACGCUGCUGAUUUCUGCCAGCUGUCGGGCAUGCACCUGCUGGUGGGCCGGUACCUGGCGGCGGGCGCCGCGGGGCUGCGGUGGCGGGCGGCACAGCUCAUCGGCACGUGCAGCCAGAACGUGGCGGCCAUCCAGGAGCAGGUGCUGGGGCUCGGGGCGCUACGCAAGCUGCUGAGGCUGCUCGACCGGGACCCCUGCGACGCGGUGCGCGUCAAGGCCCUCUUCGCCAUCUCCUGCCUGGUCCGGGAGCAGGAGGCGGGGCUGCUGCAGUUCCUGCGCUUGGACGGCUUCUCGGUGCUGAUGCGGGCCAUGCAGCAGCAGGUGGAGAAGCUCAAGGUCAAGUCGGCCUUCCUGCUGCAGAACCUGCUGGUCGGCCACCCCGAGCACAAAGGCACCCUGUGCUCCAUGGGGAUGGUGCAGCAGCUGGUGGCCCUCAUCCGGACAGAACACAGCCCCUUCCACGAGCAUGUGCUCGGAGCCCUGUGCAGCCUGGUGACGGACUUCCCCCAGGGCGUGCGGGAGUGCCGCGAGCCACAGCUGGGCCUGGAGGAGCUGCUGCGACACCGCUGCCAGCUGCUGCAGCGCCACGAGGAGUACCAGGUUCUUGCAAAGCGGCUGCUUCCACUUCCUGAGUUCCAUUUAGUGGUUGAGUAUGGUUGA